CGGGCUGUUGCGACAGCGAAGGCCUGCAGCCCCCGCGAUGCAACCGCGCGCUCCUUGACUCUGAACUCCCGUUGCCGGCGCGGCGAUCUGGGCGCAAACCUUGAAACAAAGAGAGCGAGCAUCGGGCCGCCCCGUGCGCUGCACCGUCUCCUGCCAGGGAGAGGCAGCAUCCGACACUUCCUUCAUUGUGGAAAGCUAGGCUGAGAACCUGAUGAUGUUUUGAGUCCAGCGGAUGCCUGUCUGGACCCUCUGCUCUUCUGGCUUAUCCUCUCAAGUAAUGGAGAAGGAUCCUGGGCUGCAGCUGCGAAUCUUUGACCUCAAUUGCUGGGCCAUUCGCUACCUGAGUAAAUUACGGCAGAAGCGCAUUGAACUGAUUGGUGAUGUCCUCAGCAAGGAGGGAUUUGACCUGGCCCUCUUACAGGAGGUAUGGAGUGAGAAAGAUUAUGGGGAGCUGAAAAAUAAACUGUCUGCCUGCUACCCUUCAUCCCACUAUUUUAAAAGUGGGAUGAUUGGCAGCGGGCUCUGCGUCUUCUCCAGACACCAAAUCCUGGACACGUUCCUGUACCAAUACUCUGUGAACGGCUACCCUUACAUGUUCCAGCAUGGAGAUUGGUUUACUGGCAAAUCAGUGGGGCUCGUGGUGCUAAAGAUCCAUGGCAUUAUUUUCAAUGUCUACGUGACUCAUCUCCAUGCGGAAUACUGUAGGGAGAAGGAUAUUUACCUGCCCCAUCGAGUAGUUCAGGCCUGGGAGCUUUGCCAGUUUAUACAGCACACGUCAAAAGGCGCCGAUGUGGUACUGCUUGGUGGGGAUCUGAACAUGCACCCAGAAGAUGUUGGCAUUCGGCUCUUGCGAAGUUGGGCUGGCCUCCAGGACUCCUUCAUUGCCGCCGAGAGGGUUGAGGGCUGCGAGGAGGGCUGCACUCUGGUGCCGGCCAACUGCUUCACGAGCAAGAAAGAACUGCGGUGUUAUCCCAAAGGCAUUCGUAUUGACUACAUCCUUUAUAAGGGUAUGUCUCAGUAUGAAAUAAAAUGUAAGAGUCACGAGACGACCAUGGGAACUUCUCCAAACAAGGACCUUCCUUACUCCGACCAUGAAGUUGUCAUGGCCACGCUCUCUGUGGAUAAAAGACCAUCUGCCAAGGAUCUGAACCACCCCAGAGUUGAGCCAGCACUGGUGGACAUCUUGAACGAGGCCCGGAUGGAGGUGCGGGUGGGGCUGCACUCCGCGCAACUCCGGCAGCAUUCCUGCACGCGCAUGGCCCUCCUGGCUUGGCUCCUGCUGCUGCUCCAAGGAGCCAUGGGCCUGAGCUCCCUCUGUGGGGGGGCCCUGCAGCCGCCCUUCCCCAGGCUCUCCUUCUCUCUGCUUGGGCUGCUGGCAGUGGUGGUGCUGCUCAUCUCGGCCAUGUUCUACCUGUUCCACACCAUCGAAGUGAGGGUGCUGCAGAGGACAGAGGAGCAAAUGCGGGUGGGGCUGCAGACGCUGCAGGACAAGCUCAGCGCCCAGUGAAGCUUUGGUACAGCUGCCAGAACUCAGACAGGGACAGAAAAACUUUUGCUGAGAGUGAGAGCAGCGGCUCCUCUUUGCUGCUAGGUUCUAAGGAUGAAUAGUUUUAUGUGUAAUCACACUCUGAUACUUUGAUACUGUAAAGCUGGGAUUUAGAAUUUUUUAAAUCUGGAUUUUAGAGCAACUUAGCUUUCCAUUGAUGGUUCUGCUAAAAAAAAAUUGUAGCAUAAAGACAGUUGCACAGGAGGGAAUUUCGAGACUAGUGGAAUUUACAUGUCACCCACUUCUGUAUGUUUGGAAACCAGCUUUAAAAAAAACCCAAUAAAACCGUUACACUGCUCUAAUGGUA
This is a messenger RNA of Varanus komodoensis (Komodo dragon), 1853 nucleotides long. It is a transcript of the gene SMPD2, whose product is annotated as sphingomyelin phosphodiesterase 2. The record is from RefSeq and is a predicted model, not a curated record. The transcript is spliced from 11 exons. The coding region runs from base 233 to 1507 and encodes 424 amino acids. Gene Ontology annotation, cellular component: cytoplasm. NCBI's taxonomy places the organism in Eukaryota, Metazoa, Chordata, Lepidosauria, Squamata, Varanidae. Gene Ontology annotation, molecular function: sphingomyelin phosphodiesterase activity.